AUGCGCAGAUCGCUAACCUGCGCCGCCUCUUGUGUCCCCUCUCCAGGCCACCCAGGGCCAACCGAGCCAGGUCAGGACAUCAUACCACUCCCUUUUGGGCAGGCCACCCCGCAUUGCGAGCAGGCCCUGGCCCCCGCGCCUCUAGCCCAUAUAAAGUCGGCCCCGUCGUCAGAGCUACCCGUACGCGAGGUCGACGGUGGCGAUCGCGAAUUGUCGCCUAUUGACAUUCUCACUCAUCUAAAGAUACCCUCACCUAAGAUGAUUUUCUCGGAGCUGUACAAGUCGCCAAGGCUGCCUUUCAGCAAGCUCCGGGCCUCGCACCCUCAGCCCGUCGCCGUUCCAGAUGUCGAUGCCGACCUAGUCAGCAGAGACAAGGUCAAGCAAAAGGAAGCUGUACGCCGCUUCUUGGCCGAGAAGAUCCGCUGCGACUGGGACUUUGUAUGGCCAUCUGUGUUGCCCUCUUAUCCGCGCACGAGCGGCUCCACAGUCACUGCCUCGGAUCAUAUUCCCCGGGCGCCAGAAAGUGACCUACAUGCCGCCCCUGCAGCUCCCGCGCACCCUCCCGUCUUUGACCAAGACGCCCCGAGGGAUGCUGGCGACGACGCCGAUUCCGAGUCGGACGCCGAAUCUGUUUACAGCAUCAUCUCGGAAGAUGCAUUGCACUUCUCGUCUCGUAUAGAGUGGACCUCUGACCUUUCUGAUGACGAAAUACCUGUCUCUAGCGGCUCUCCUUUCCGCUUUGAUAGUCCCGAAGCCGUUGGGACGGCGAUCCAGUCGUCCAUCAUCACGAGGCAGACUCUCCACCGGAGAGCCGUGCGCGAAGAGGCUGCAUGGAACCUAGGGCUGGCAUGUUUCGAGGCGCGCCGUAACGCGUGGACGGGGGCCAGAACAGUGCGGGUCAGGCCUAAGCCCCCGACUCCCAUCUCACCGUCCUCUCCCCGGCGCCUCUUCCGGCGGCACCACAGAUCCGAGUCUGCCCCUGUCAACAAUAUGGCACCGUCUCCGCCAGCGAGCACCUCGCCUCUCUCACCCUCCACUACUCGCACUUCCCAGCAACUCGACAUCAUGGCGAUCACUCCGCCGCCAUCCGAGUCAGAUUCCGCCCACUCUGCGUCACUCUCCAAGACGUCGACGGGGACCGGCGUGCAGAGGACGUCGUCGCAAGAAUCGGCUCCUGAUGCCCUCUACCCUGUCGAGACACUAGUUCCCAUACCGCCACCGCUUCUACCACCUCAGAACCCGAUGCGCACCUCUAUCACAUCCUCCAUCUACCCGUCACUGUAUGACAAGAUUGUUGUACACAGCUUGCAGCCGUCGUGUCCUGUAAAUCUCUCUGACAUGAUGCGCGCCUGCGUUGUCGGCUGGAAGCGCGACGGCGAGUGGCCGCCGAAGAUGGCGAUCCAGGCGGUGCCAACCCCUUCAGAAUUGGCUGCGAUACGUCGCCGUAAAGCACAGCAGCAAAAACAGCAGCACGCACGCAAGGGCAGCACGGCCACGCUUGGAUCAUCGCGGCGCUUGAGCUUCGGCUUUCUCAGUGGCAACAAAUCCGAGAAAAUUGCCGAUGACAAAGACCGCGAGGAGGGCAAGGAAAACAACUCUGACGAAGCACCCGGCAAGGGCAUUCGCCGGAGCCUGCAGAAGGUAUUCUCGUUUGGGCAGCAUGGUCACGUCGAUGCAAAUGGCAGUGCUGUGCUCUCGCCCACCACAGUUGUCCUAAGCCCAACGCUGUCGGCGGCGCUGUGA
Lasiosphaeria miniovina is the source of this 1743-nucleotide messenger RNA. RefSeq lists its product as uncharacterized. Bases 1 to 1743 code for a protein of 580 amino acids. The transcript has 2 exons. The record is from RefSeq and is a predicted model, not a curated record. NCBI's taxonomy places the organism in Eukaryota, Fungi, Ascomycota, Sordariomycetes, Sordariales, Lasiosphaeriaceae.